AUGGCGGUUAAAACCGAUAUGAGCAAGGCUUAUGAUAGACUCGAAUGGGAGUUCAUCCGACUUGUCCUCGAGAGGCUGGGAUUCCACUCUCGAUGGAUCAACUGGAUCAUGGAAUGUGUUUCUACUGUUACCUACUCUUUUCUCAUCAACGGUUCGCCUAGAGGAAGAGUGAAACCGAGCCGAGGCAUCCGUCAAGGAGACCCUCUCUCACCCUACAUAUUCAUCUUGUGUAGUGAAGUGCUCUCGGGUUUGUGUAACAGAGCACAUGAAACAGGCCUUCUAGCCGGCAUUCAAGUGGCAAGAGGAUCCCCACAUGUCAACCAUCUGCUAUUUGCGGACGACACUAUGUUUUUUACUAGAGCAAACAAAGCUAGUGCAGCCGCACUCAAGGAAAUUCUCCGACAGUAUGAAGUGGCUUCGGGUCAGUGCAUUAACCCAUCCAAGUCGACGGUCACUUUCUCCCGCAAGGCUCCGGGCACGCUCAAAGCUUGCAUCAAGGAUUGCCUGAACAUCUCCAAAGAAGGCGGCAUUGGCAAAUAUCUAGGAUUGCCGGAGCAUUUCGGGCGACGGAAAAGAGAUAUGUUUACGUCUAUUGUGGACCGGAUAAAGAUUAAGGCGAGUGGCUGGUCUAACAAAUUCCUCUCCACAGCUGGGAAAAUGAUAAUGCUCAAGAGCGUACUCUCGCCCAUCCCUUCCCACGCGAUGUCCUGUUUCAAGCUACCACGUUCCCUAUGUAAACGGAUUCAGUCCGCAGUUACUCGUUUUUGGUGGGACGACAGAAGCGGAAACCGCAAAAUUGCAUGGGUCUCAUGGGACAAAAUGACAAAUACAAAAGGGGAUGGAGGUUUGGGUUUCAGAGAUUUUGAAAGCUUCAAUGAUGCCUUCCUCGCAAAGCUUAGUUGGCGGCUUAUUCAUAAUCCCUCAGGGCUGCUUAGCCGGGUGUUAAUGGGCAAAUAUGGUGGGGAUGGAACCUUUCUUGAGGCAGGACAUAGGUCGGUGGAAUCCCACGGCUGGAAAGGCAUUCUCAUUGGUCGAGACCUAAUUCUACAAAACGCUGGAUGGGCUGUGGGAGAUGGGGAAUCGAUUAGCGUUUGGGCAGACCCGUGGCUUAGCCUCUCAGCGCCGAGGCGACCCAUGGGACCAACACCUGAACGUUUUGCUAAUCUAAAGGUUAAGGAUCUGAUGCUACCAAAUGGCUCCGACUGGAACAGAGACCUGAUUCAACAGAUAAUGCCCCAAGAAGAAGCUACAAUACUUAGUAUAAAGGCAAGCAGAUCAGGAACUCCGGAUAAACUCAUCUGGUUAGGAACGACCUCGGGCGAAUACACGAUGAAAUCUGGGUAUUUGAAGGCACUGGAGUCCAGUCCGACCUCACCUCCACCCAACAGAGCUAUAGACUGGAAUAAGGGAGUUUGGCAACUUGAAGUUGCCCCAAAAAUCAAACUAUUCUUAUGGAAGAUUUUCCAGGGAGCUUUGGCGAUUGGUGAUAGGCUUGUUACACGCAACAUCAGCACAGGAACAGGUUGCAAGACCUGCAAUAAUGUGGAAUCUAUCAAUCAUCUUUUUCUUCAUUGCGAUAUCGCAUACAAGGUGUGGAAGCUAGCCCCUUUCUCUUCUUGUAUUGACUCUAGACGAUUGCUAGAUUUGAAUACUGCCUGGCAAGGACUCUCCAAGCUUGUGUGCCUCCCACCAACCGGAAUCUCAACAGGGCCUCUAGCUCCAUGGAUUUUAUGGUCUUUAUGGCUCGCAAGAAACAACAGACUGUUCAAUAACAAGAUCUCUACCCCGGAAGAAAUUGUUUCUCGAGCCACUGCAGCUGCUCAGGAAUGGCUAAAAGAGCAACGCACCGAACCCCCCAACACAAAGGACACACGGGUAUUAGGACCCCCGAGGGAGACGGACUCUAGCAGACUACAAACGGACGCAGCCUGGCGAGCUGAUCUCCAAUGUGCAGGCUUAGGUUGGACGAUCAUAGAGAAAGAUCAGAGCACUACUCACCUGUCUUACUGCUAUUUUGUAAGCUCACCUUUAGUAGCAGAAGCUCUCGCUGUACGGGAUGCUUUGGCUCAUUGCAGAGCGCUGGGAAUCCUGCGGCUCCGAUGUCAGACUGACUCUCAACAACUGGUUAAAGCCCUAGCAACAAAGGAUCCGAAUCCUGAGAUUUAUGGAAUAGUCUCAGAUACCCUGAUUUUAGCUUCGUCUUUUGACUCUAUCUCUUUUGAAUGGUUGCCUAGAGCACAAAACAAUGUGGCUGAUGCUUUAGCAAAACAGGCUUUGUAUAAUGCCUGCCCUGUAACCCCUCAAAUUGACUCUGAGGUUUAA
Messenger RNA from Brassica rapa (field mustard), 2322 nucleotides. RefSeq lists its product as uncharacterized. The record is from RefSeq and is a predicted model, not a curated record. Lineage: Eukaryota; Viridiplantae; Streptophyta; Magnoliopsida; Brassicales; Brassicaceae. Gene Ontology annotation, molecular function: RNA-DNA hybrid ribonuclease activity; nucleic acid binding.